AUGUUAGGAGAUGGUCGCGAGGAGGCCACCAGGCUCUAUGUACCACCUCUCCUCGAGGAUGACGAUCGCAUCGUUGAUCCCGACACUUCCGAAGACCUACCACCACCCGACGUUGAAGCAGGCCAUGCACUUCCCGUCUGGCUACGGGAAUCAUCCAAAUCGUUUCGCUGGGGAUGGGUUCCAUUGCCGUUGAGAAAGGUCGGUCGCUCUGUCGCCCAUUGGGUGAAAGGCCCUGAUCCACCGCAUAUGCUUCUGUUGAAGCCGCUGUUCCCGCGAGUCCAAGAACUGCCCGUUCAAUACCUUGACCGUCUGUUGCCCAAACGCAAAUACAAAACUUUGCUUUUGAUGCUGCUAUAUGUGUCUUGGUUUUUGCCAUGGUUCCUUGUUCUGCUACACUCGCGCUCUUCUGGGUAUAUUGAAGGAUAUGGUCGGCCGCAGACUCUCUCGUGUUCGACGAACUUUUGGGAAUUUGAUAAUGGAUGUGGGAUAAAUGGAAACGAUUGCCGUCCGUUUUCUUCCUCGACCAUUGCUUUCCGGUGUCCCGCGAAUUGCCGUGACACUAAAUUAUUGGAGCCUCACAUUGUGGGGAACCAUACAUACAACUACCAGGGACUAGUUGUUGGAGGCCCUCAGCCCGAUUCCUCCGACCCGGCACUUUACCGUGCGGAUAGUUUUGUGUGCCAAGCUGCAAUCCACGUGGGCGCCAUUUCCAACGAUGGUGGUUGCGGCGUUGUGAAGCUUGAGGGCGCGGCGCACUCUUUCCCUUCAGUUAAGCAGAAUGGCAUUCUCUCUGCCGCUUUUCCAUCAACAUUCCCCAAGGCUUUCAGUUUCCUUGAGCUGUCUUCACCACAAGCUAGCUGCCCAUCAGACCCCCGUUGGACUUUGCUUGGAGUCACCGCUGCUGCUGUUGGCGUUUUGUGGCUUUUCUGCACGUCACCACCUAUUCUGUUUUUCAGUACAUUCUUUAUGGUGUUUUGUCAUACAGGACUGGUUGCCGACCCGCCCUCAUAUCCCACCUUGGCCGACCUUGUCUCCAGUCUUCUAUCACGACUACUGCCGGCUUCUUUUGUCGUCUAUGUCUUGUAUAAAUUCUGUGCGGCACCGCUUCUACAGCCUAUCUCCUCUCCCAUUUAUCAGUUCUCCAAGCUGCUGCUCUAUUUGCCUCCGCUCUUCAUUGGUGCAUUGAACAACUACACCUUCGCGCGGUUAAUCCCACUGCAGCGCCUGACCCCGAUGGACAUUCAGAAGCAACCAGGAGCUAAGUUCGCAUUGGCUCUUGUCAUUCCAACUGUCCUCGCGAUUGUUUUGAGUCAGGCAUGGCAGAUUCGCCAGGGAGGUUUGCUUCCGCGGUAUUUGAAGAUCUACUGCACUAUGUUGCUGAUCAUCUUGAUUUUACUCCCCCUUCCUGGUCUUCGACUUCGGAUCCAUCAUUAUAUCCUGGCCAUUCUACUCAUGCCGGGAACUGCUUUCCCUACCCGUCCGUCACUAAUAUACCAGGGUCUGUUGUUGGGUCUCUUCAUCAAUGGAGUCGCUCGAUGGGGCUUCGCUUCAAUCAUUGAGACUCCCGCCGCUUUGGGUGAGCAUGCAGCACUUGGUGAUGGAAUUCAUGGCUGGUGGGGAUCUACAUACCCCAACAUCACGGAAUCGUCCGUCAACAUCUCGCUUCCAGGGUUAGAUUCUGUUCACACUCACCGCGGCAACGGGAACAUCACCUUCUCUCUAUGGGAGCAUGAACGGAUGACCGAUCUAGCGGUCGACGGUGUCUCAGUUCUCCUGAACGACGUGGAGCGCUGGCGUGGAUAUCUCGACGAAGACAAAACAGGAGAAUUCACCUGGCACCGUCACGGCCAUGAUGGCCUUGAGCUACAGACCAAUCCCCGCCUCGUGAAUCGCGAUGUCAACGCCGAUACCAAACCCCAAUCAGUCUUACUCGUCGAUAGCGAUCCUGACGAUGAACCCGAAGACAUUUUCUUCCGAUUCGCAUUUUUGAGAGGUGCCGAGGCUGGUACAUACGGCCCGACAGGAGUCUGGCUGAGCGACGGCACAUGGUAUCCUCCUUCACCCCCGAAGGAGUAG
This is a messenger RNA of Penicillium nucicola, 2076 nucleotides long. RefSeq names its product LCCL domain-containing protein. Lineage: Eukaryota; Fungi; Ascomycota; Eurotiomycetes; Eurotiales; Aspergillaceae. The record is from RefSeq and is a predicted model, not a curated record. The coding region runs from base 1 to 2076 and encodes 691 amino acids. The transcript has 2 exons.